Molecule: messenger RNA, 879 nt
Organism: Carassius carassius (crucian carp)
Lineage: Eukaryota; Metazoa; Chordata; Actinopteri; Cypriniformes; Cyprinidae
Product: TRAF-interacting protein with FHA domain-containing protein A-like
Exons: 2
Coding region: 214-795 (193 amino acids)
Biological process (GO): canonical NF-kappaB signal transduction
Molecular function (GO): protein binding
Source: RefSeq, a predicted model, not a curated record
ACUCUGGAGUUUUUGAGUCACAUGUCCCAAGCUGGAAGGGGGUGGCUGUUCCUGAUGCAAUUCCCCUUUGUUUGUUGAGCUCAUAGUAUAGCGAUAUCCGCUUCAGGAGAACAGCAGUCCGUUAGCUGAAGAUCGUUGCAAACAGCUUUUGAAGGUUUAACUGUCAGCAAAGUAAUUCAACUCCACAGAAGUUGCGUCCAUUUCUUUCCCACAAUGAAUGACAAUAGCAAACUGGAGACUGAAGAGCUGCUCACUUGUCUUCAUAUCCAUCUCUUCCACCCUAACCAAGCCAUUUGUCCGCUCUUUCACAACCUGCCCCUAAAUCAGCCAUACAAAAUGAACGCUGAAGAUCAAGUAAGGCUUGGCCGUGAUGGACAGACCUGCGUCUUUGUCCUAAAUGACACCUCUGUCUCCAGAAAACAGCUCACCAUACAGGCGUUUAGGAAAGCUGGCAGUCCGUUCUUGAGCUUCAUGAUCCAGAACAUCAGCCAGAAGGUCAAACUCAUGGUCGGUGGGUCUGAACUGAGAUACCUAGAAAGAGCUGAGCUUGAUGACAAGGUGCUCUGCCGCUUUGGGAGAUAUGAACUGCUGAUCUGGCAGGAGCCAGGCGAUUCAGAGAAUAAAUUUGAGGUCCUGUUUGAAGUAUGCAAUAAACCCCCUUCACAGGAAAUGGGCAUAGAUGUGCCAUGCAAACCAGCUGUUAUGGAUACCGGCGUGCCAUGGAGAAGCUUUGAGAAUGGAGCACCUGUAAGCCAAGAGCCACUGGAGUCAGAUGAAACAGCUGUUUUUGUAUAAAUAUUUUUUGGCCAUUGUGCUGCAAGGCAGCAGACAUUGUCCAUUCAGAAUAUUCAUAUUGUUAUUUUCAUUGAUACUGUGAUA